CCUGGGAUGAGCUCUCUCAGCAUGGCUCGGACACUCAGCUUCUCCUGGCCCUUCAUCUUUCUCCUCUUCCUCUCUGGAUUGCAGUGUGAUCAUAGUGGUCAACCACAUGACCGGCAGAAAAGGGAUAUCAGCAAUGACCAGCCUCGUAUGAUAUCAGAGAAUGGACACCUCACCUUCACUGCUGGGUACAACAAAGACAUUCGUUUCUUAACCUCAGGGACGGGAAGUUUGAAGGUGGGGAACGAGGACCUCGUCCAGCAGAUAAAUCAGAUCAAAAUUAACAAAGCUGACAUCGAUAACAUAAAGAACAGUGGCACGCCUCCGGAUAUUACAAACCAGCUCAAUCAACUCAACACCAGAGUGACUACACUUGAGUCAAAAGUUCAAACUAUAGAACAGACAGUACAGCGUAAGACCUGCAGCAGUAAUCCAUGUCAGAAUGCAGGAACCUGCCUGAAUUUACUGGAUGCCUUUUACUGCCUCUGCCCUGACAACUGGCUGGGUCCCACAUGUGCUGUUGAUGUUAAUGAGUGUCAGAUCUUAGCAGGAUCUCCUCUGGGCUGUCAGAACGGGGCCACAUGUGUCAACACACCUGGCUCUUACACUUGUACAUGUACUCCAGAAUGGUAUGGCCCACACUGUACGUCCCGCUACGAUGACUGCGCAGGCGGGAGCCAGGAUCUGUGUGUUCAUGGGCUGUGCAUUGAUUCUGACAGAGUCACACCGAACCAGCCCAAAUAUAAGUGUAUCUGUGAUGCUGGUUGGAUGGCUCCACCUGGAGAGGCGGCGUGUACAGCUGAUAUUGAUGAGUGCAGCCUCUUGAACAAACCCUGCUCCACCAACCCUCCUGUGCAGUGCUUCAACACUCUGGGCUCCUUCUACUGUGGCUCUUGUCCUGCAGGAUGGCAGGGUAAUGGUUACAGCUGCCAGGAUGUGGAUGAAUGUGCUAUGAACAAUGGAGGCUGUUCCACCUCCCCCAUGGUGCCUUGUCUCAACACUAUGGGCUCUUUCCACUGCGGACAGUGUCCUCCAGGCUAUGAGGGAGAUGGCAAGACUUGCACUCAAGCUGACAUCUGCUCCACCAACAAUGGAGGAUGUCAUCCAUUGGCUACAUGUGCCUCUACUCCAGGAAGUAUUAUCCCAUCUUGCACCUGUCCACCUGGUUAUGUGGGUAAUGGAUACGGUCCUACAGGCUGUACCCAGAUCAGUGAUAUUUGUGGCACUAGUAACCCUUGUGUAAAUGGCCAGUGUGAGAAUACUGGUACUGGGUACAUCUGUCGCUGUGAUCCAGGCUGGGCAGGUCAGAAUUGCGAUCAAAAUGUGAAUGAGUGUUCUAGUAACCCCUGCCAGAAUGGAGGCACCUGCACUGAUGGGAUCAAUGGCUACACCUGUACCUGCACUUCCCAAUGGACUGGCCCGCAGUGCCAAACUCAACAGCAAGAGUGUGGAGGAGUUCUGGAAAGUCCAGCCGGAACUUUCAGCUACCCCAAUAAUCCUGGAACUGGUGAUUAUGAUCACCAGGUCAGCUGUGCCUGGAUUGUUAGAACAGACCCUAGCAAGAUUCUGCGGAUCACCUUCCCUUUCUUUGACAUUGAGAAUAGUGCCUCCUGCAGCUUUGACUUCCUGCAGAUCCAUGAUGGUGAAAGCGCCUCAGCCUUUAUGAUUGGGAAAUACUGUGGCACUGCCGCACCAGCCGAACUCUUCAGCUCGCACAAUUCACUGUACUUCUGGUUCCGCUCUGACCAUACUAUUAGUCGUGGCGGCUUCACAGUGGCCUGGGAAUCCCAGCCACCAGUGUGUGGUGGGGAGCUGACCAAUACGUAUGGUGACGUUAAGUCGCCUGGUUACCCAGGUAACUAUCCACCUAAUCGUGACUGCUAUUGGACUGUGAAUGUGAAUCCUGGUCUGCUUAUCACCUUCGCUUUUGGAACCCUCAGUCUGGAACACCAUGAUAACUGUAACUUUGACUACCUUGAGAUCAGAGAUGGACUGCUCCCACAAGAUCCUGUUUUGGGAAAAUACUGCAGUACAGGGUCACCACCUCCUCUUCAGACAACAGGGCCGACUGCCUGGAUCCACUUUCACUCUGAUUUCAGUAUCAACGAUCGGGGAUUUCACAUUACAUACACUACUUCACCAUCUGACCCAGGCUGUGGUGGUGUCUUCACUGAGAGUGAAGGUAUCAUCAUCUCUCCUAACUGGCCUAAUAACUACGCUCACAAUAGGCAGUGCAUUUAUGUAAUCAGAAUGCCACGCAGUGAAACGGUGGCCCUCAACUUCACCCACAUGGACCUAGAAACUCAUGUUGGCUGCUUUUUUGACUAUGUGGAGGUUCGAGAUGGGACCGGUGAGACAGACCCUCUCAUUGGGAAGUACUGUGGUACAGUCCUGCCAGCACCCAUUUUAUCCACCACGAAUGGACUCUGGAUCCGUUUCAAGUCUGACAGCUCUGUAUCCCGUGCUGGUUUCAGGGCGACAUUUGAAAUGGCUUGUGGUGGCACCCUCUCUGGAUCUGGUCAGAUCCGGACUCCUCUGCACCCUGACCCCUACCCCCACAACAAGGUGUGCGAGUGGGUCAUUAACCAACCCUUGGGCUUUGUGGUCACUCUAAACUUCCUCACUUUUGACGUUGAGGGAAGCAGCACAUGCGUCUUCGAUCAUGUGGAGGUGAGAGAUGGUCCUUCUGCCAGCUCCCCUCUGAUUGGCCGAUACUGUGGAACUGAGAUGCCUUCCAUGCUGCAGUCCUCACAGAGGUCCAUGUUUAUCCAAUUCAAAACGGAUUCAUCCAUCUCCAACCAUGGGUUUACUGCUGAGUUUGGGUCAGUGGAGCAAGGUUGUGGAGAGACGCUUACAGAACCCUCUGGUUCAUUCACCAGCCCAGGUCAUCCAAAUAACUACCCUCAUGGAGCCAACUGCACCUGGUACAUCUCUGUUGAGCCUGGCAACCUCAUCCGUCUGUCAUUCACAACCUUUAACCUGGAGUAUCACACCAACUGCAUAUACGACUAUGUGGAGGUCUAUGAUAACGGGACAGCACAGACUGGCACCCUUCUGGGCAGGUUCUGUGGUCGGUCUGUUCCUCCAUCUCUGACCAGCACUGAUAGUCUGAUGACCGUCCUGCUGGUCUCUGACUCCAGUCUGUCUGGAGAAGGCUUUUCAGCCAACUAUGUCUCCAUCAAUGCGACCACAGACUGCAGUGAGGUGUUUAGAACAUCCACCGGGGAGUUAAACUCACCCAACUACCCCGACAAUUAUCCCACCAAUCGGGAGUGUGUAUAUAGAAUCAUUGUGGAAGUCAACAUGCAGAUUAUGCUUAACAUCACAGACUUUGAUUUGGAGGGAUCCAUUUCCUGCAAUUUUGACUAUUUAGAGAUCAGAGAUGGAGGCUAUGAAACAUCCCCCCUGAUUGGUAAUUACUGUGGAACAAAUGGUCCUCCUAUAAUAGUAUCUCAUAGCAACAGGCUGUGGAUGAAGUUUCAAUCUGAUGGCUCGGCCACCUACAGGGGGUUCAAAGCCCACUGGGAUGGUACACAAUCAGGUUGUGGUGGGACGUUGACCACUAGUUCUGGAGAUUUCACCUCCCCCAGCUACCCUCUGCCUUACCACCCCAAUGCUGAAUGCUAUUGGCACAUCAAAACCAGUGCAGGAAGUAGCGUUGAGCUCAGUUUUGGAGAUUUUAACCUGGAGUCCUCUUCUAACUGCUUCUUCGACUACUUGGCGGUGUAUGAUGGCAACAGCACCAAUGCUCCACAGUUGGCUAAACUGUGUGGGACUCAGAUUCCUCCACCCAUCAACUCCUCCAGGGAGAAUUUGUUUGUAAAACUACGUACAGACGAGAUCAUCCACACAGGGGGUUUUCUGGCCCAAUACCGAACCAUUUGCCAGGGUGUGCUGAUUGCAAAUCAGUCCAGGGGAAGAAUUGAGAGUUUGAACUUCCCCAAUAACUACCCUCAUCGUUCCGACUGCAGCUGGACCAUCCAGGCAUCCAUGGGCAACACCAUCAACUACACCUUUAUUGCCUUUGACUUGGAGCAACACAUGGGCUGUGCUUUCGACUAUGUGACGCUGUACGAUGGUCCAAACGAGCAGGCUCCUCUGAUUGGUACAUUCUGUGGGAACGUACCUCCCCCUGCCAGUACCACCACCAGUGGCAGCCUCCACAUCGUGUUCAGGUCCGACGUCUCCAUAUCAUUCAGAGGCUUUCAAAUGGACUGGUACCAGAAUGGUUGUGGAGGGGAGCUCAUCGGGCCCUCUGGUUCCUUCAACAGCCCAGGCUAUCCUAAUAAAUACCCAGCAAACCGUGAGUGCAUCUGGUACAUCCACACCAGCCCUGGCAGUAGCAUCUCCAUCACCAUUCUUGAGUUUGACGUAGAGUAUCAUCCUGACUGCAGUUUUGACAAGCUGGAGUUGUACGGAGGGCCUGACCUGUCCUCUCCACGGCUGGCCCAGCUCUGCACCACACGCCCUUCAAGUAACCCUCUGCAGGUGGCCAGCACAAGUAACACCAUCACUGUUCUAUUCAAGACUGAUUCAGUCGUGAGUGGCAAGGGCUUCAACGCAACCUGGCAAGAGGUCCCAGGAGGGUGUGGAGGGGCUGUCACCGCCCCCAGUGGAGAGAUCCACUCUCCUCAGUACCCUAACAACUACCCUGACAACGUGGACUGUUCCUGGAUCAUCACAGUGGACACGGGUCACCGGGUCUUCUUUAACUUCACCGAUCUGGAUAUCGAAGGUCAUAUCACAUGCGUGUUUGACUACGUGGCUAUUCAUGAUGGUCCCGAUGAGUCUUCUCCUCUUCUGGGUAGAGUGUGCGGAGCCUCCAGGCCUCCUCCCAUUACGUCCACACAGAACAUCGUCUAUGUUCGUUUCAGAUCAGACAACUCUCAAAACCACAAAGGCUUCAGUGCCCAGUUCUCAGAAACUUGUGGAUCCACUGUAAUCACUGACGAUGUGGGCGGGGCUAUUGCAUCACCCCGGUACCCGUACUCUUACCCACCCAAUCAGAACUGUAGCUGGAUCAUACUGGCACAAGAGCCGUUCAAUCAUGUGACCCUGUCCUUCACUGAUUUUGAGGUAGAGAUUGUGUACAGUAACUGCUCGCAUGACAGGGUGGAGAUCCUGGAUGGAGACAAUUAUGAAGCCCCAUCUGUUGGUCGAUAUUGUGGGAGUGAGUUGCCACAUCCAGUCACGUCAUUCAGCAAUGCCCUGGUGGUAAACUUCAUCUCAGAUUUUGCAGUCGCUAAGAAAGGUUUCAGGGCAACCUACAUGGCCUCAACCUCAGGCUGUGGUGGGCAUCUAUUUAUGGAAUCUGGCGCUUUUAACAGUCCAAACUAUCCUGAUGUAUACCCUCCCAAUGUGGAGUGUGUAUGGACCUUGACUAGUUCCCCUGGAAACCGCCUACAACUGUCCUUCGUCAUGUUUCAGCUACAGCAAAGUACAGGUUGCAAUAACGACUAUCUGGAGAUUCGUGAAGGGCACUCUACCGGUGCUCUGGUUGACCGUUUCUGUGGUGACUCCCUACCAUCCAACUACACCUCCAUAACUGGCCACAUUCUGUGGAUUAAGUUUGUCUCGGAUUCCUCUGUCAGCGGAGCUGGAUUCAGAGCCAUAUUCUCCCACUUGUAUGGCAAUGAGAUCACGGGCAGUUCAGGCCAGAUUGCCUCCCCUCUUUACCCACGCACCUACCCAAACAAUGCAGACUACCGCUGGACCAUCACCGUGAAUGCAGACUCCUACAUAGAAAUCCAUUUCCUGGAUAUUGACAUCGAGGACCUGUUCAAUUGCUAUUAUGACAAGCUCAAGAUAUUUGAUGGUUCGAACACCAAUGGCUACCUUCUGGGUGAGUUCUGUGGCCUGACUCUGCCAAACCCAGUAAGAAGUUCUGGAAGCACUGUGACUCUUGAAUUCAAAUCUGACAAUUCCUUUGGAGGAAAAGGCUUCCUAAUCGAGUGGACGGCCAUUCAGAGUUCUGGUCCCCUGCCCACUAUAGAGCCAGGAGCAUGUGGAGGAGCUUUGAUGACAGCCGACACUCCCCGGUUCCUCUUCUCUCCAGGAUGGCCUGAGCAGUAUGAGCCUAACCUUGAGUGUUCAUGGAUCAUUCGCUCUCCCAAUUCCAUCAUAGAGUUUAACCUGCUUUCUCUGGACAUUGAAGAUGAGGUUUCAUGUCUCCAUGACAGUCUGGUCAUCAGGGAUGGUGAAACCAAUCUUUCUCCACUGAUCACAAGAAUUUGCGGACGCCAACUGCCUGGUUCUCUCCAUUCUACCGGUGACGCCAUGUUCCUGCAAUUCACAUCUGACGGCAGCAUUUUCGGAAGGGGUUUCAAUGCCACCUAUUCUAGAGGUUGUGGUGGUUUCCUCCAUACGGACAGAGGUGUUCUAAGUUCUCCUCAGUAUCCACAGAACUACAAGCCCAACCUGAAUUGCAAUUGGCAAAUAAUGGUCACACCAGGGUUUAGAGUGUCUGUAAACUUCCAAAACCCUUUCCAAAUUCAGGGCUUUGGCACACAGUGCAGCUCUGGUGACUACUUGGAGUUACGCAAUGGACCUGAUGGCAACUCACCAACUCUAUCAGGGCGUCUUUGUGGAUCCAGCCCUCCAUCCACAUUGCAGACCACGGACAACAGUCUCUAUGCCCACUUUGUCUCAGAUGGCUCCAAUGAAGGAAAUGGCUUCAAAAUGGUUUUUGAAGCCCAUAGUUCAGCUUGUGGUGGUGUUAUUGAGCUAAAUGAUGGCGAUCCACCAGGAUACAUCACAUCUCCUAACUAUCCAUCAAACUACCCCCAAAACAUUGAUUGUGUUUGGAUAAUCACCGUUCCCAAUGGUGAGGCUGUACAACUCGACUUUGAGGGUGAUUUCUACGUUGAGCCUCAUUCUGGAUGUCUUUAUGACUACGUUGAGGUUCGUGAUGGUCCCACAUCAAAUGCUGAUUUGAUUGGCAGGCUUUGUGGCAACACUCGGCCAUCUACGCAGCAUUCAACUGGCACCAACAUGUAUAUACGAUUCCGAACUGACACCAGCGUUACACAUAUUGGUUUCAAAGCCAAGUACUCAAUUGCUACAUGUGGAGGUACAUACAUUGGUCAGAGUGGUAUGAUCCAUAGCCCUGGUUAUCCGGACUCAAAUUAUCCAGACAACUCGAACUGCGAAUGGUACUUGGAGGGUCCCACUGGACAUUAUCUGACCAUCACUUACACGACUCUUGAUCUGCAGAGCUCCUCCGAUUGCGCCAAUGACUUUGUAGAAAUCCGUGAAUAUAACGCCUCAGGACGCCUGUUGGGGAAACACUGUGGAAACAGCCUUCCAUCUCCCAUGGACACUGGAGACAGUUUUGCCUAUGUCAAAUUUGUUAGUGAUGGUAGUGGGAAUGCAGCAGGAUUUAGCCUGUCAUUUGAAGCCAGUGUUGAAGAGUGUGGAGGUGAUCUGAAUGCACCAUUUGGGACCAUCUCAUCUCCCAACUAUCCCAAUCUGUACCCCCACAGCCGAGUAUGUAGCUGGAGAAUCACUGUUCCUCCAGGUCGUAGGGUCACCCUUACCAUCAUUGACCUGAGGCUGGAGGACCACAAUACCUGCCUGUAUGACUUUGUGGAGGUCCUAAAUGGUUUAGGACCCAGUGCUCCUCGAUUGGAUCGUUUAUGUGGUACAGUCCCUGCUGGAACCCAGGUGAAAUCUUCUGGAAAUACUAUGACCGUAAUUUUCAGCACCGAUGCAGUUGUGUCCAAUGGUGGAUUCAAGGCAGAUUACUCUUCGGAGGAAGAAGCAGUAUGUGGUGGGAUACUCAGUGAACCCGGAAACUUCACCUCGCCUAACUUUGGCAACGGAAACUACAGCAACAACCUGAACUGUGAAUGGCUGAUCCAGAACCCGCAGCAUGUGAAUUCCUCCAUUGUGGUUAUUAUAGAUGAGCUCUAUCUAGAACAUCACCAAACCUGUGAGUGGGACUACUUGGAGUUCAGAAUGGGUGAUAUGAAUGGAGAGCUCUUGUCCCGUUUCUGUGGUCAGUCCCCUCCAAGUAUCCCCAUAGUGGUGUCGACCUCUAAACUCUGGGUUCACUUUCUGUCUGAUGAGGCUGUAGUUGACCUGGGCUUUAAAGCCACGUAUUACUUUUCAGACUGUGGAGGUUUACAGAGUGGAGUGGAAGGUUUCAUCUCUAGCCCUGCAUACCCCAACAACUAUCCCAGCCCGAGCCGCUGUGCUUGGCUUUUGGAGGCUCCGGAGGGUCACACUAUUACUCUCAGUUUUACUUACUUUGAAGUUGAAGAGCACAGCCAGUGCACCUGGGACUCGGUUACUAUCUUCAAUGGAGGCUCACUAGGAGCCCCCAUUAUUGGUCAGUAUUGUGGGCACAAUUCUCCUGGAACUGUCCAAUCGGGCUCCAACAAGCUAGCCGUGGUGUUUCUUGCUGAUCAUACUGUGUCCAAAGGAGGAUUUAUUGCCACCUGGACGACGGACUCAUCAGGAUGUGGGGGUAUCAUCCAUGCCGAUUCAGGCACCAUCAAAUCUCCAAAUUAUCCACAGAAUUUCCCAACCAAUACUCAAUGUUCCUGGACCAUCAUCGCCCAUGAUGGAAACCAUCUGGAAAUGGGCUUUGCCAGUGACUUCCAGAUCCCAGACUCGAGUGGGCAGUGUCAAAGUAGUUAUAUAAAGUUGUGGUCAGCCAAUGAAGAGAAUGAUGAGAAUCUAUUGGCCACUGGUUGUGGCACUACAGCCCCUGCUGCUGUCAUCGCACCCAGGAAUGUCAUUACAGCUCGUUUCCAGUCCACCGAAUCACCUGGCAAAGGAUUCUCUGCCGCCUUCUACACUAGAUGUGGAGCAAAUUUCACAGCCCCAAAUGGUCGUGUAGUGACUCCAAACUAUCCAGACCACUACCCAGAUAGCUCCAACUGUAAUUACAUAAUCGAUGCUGGAGACCAGGUCGUUAUUGUCCUCACGUUUAAAACAUUCCAGUUGGAAGCACACUCUACAUGUAUCUACGAUGGUGUGAAGAUCUACAGUGGCAUCACUUCCGAAAGACCUCCACUGGCUACUUUGUGUGGAAAUACCAUCCCAGGCGUUUUCGCCACAUUUGGACCAAUGCUUGUAAACUUCUACUCUGACUUCAUAAUUAAUGACAAUGGCUUCCUGGCUGAAUACACAACCAUACCAUGCGGUGGCGUAUUUAAUGGCACCGCUGGGACAGUCAGCAGUCCAGCUCACUCAAUCAUCAACUACCAUCACAAUAUCAACUGCACAUACCACAUAUAUGUCCGCAACAACCGUGUCAUCGACCUCAAGUUCAACUCUUUCAGUCUAGAGGCCUCCUCAACUUGUCGCUAUGACUACGUGGCUGUGUACGACGGAGAGGACACUCUCGCCCCACUGAUGGGGAAGUUCUGUGGAAGUGAGAUACCACCCAAACUCAGGUCCUCAUCCAAUCAGAUGUUUCUUGAGUUCGUUACAGAUUCUACAGUUACGGCAGAGGGUUGGAGAGCGACCUACAGUGAGACAUUAGGUCCUCAGCAGGGAUGUGGUGGCUAUCUAUCCUCCUCCACUGGCAUGUUUGGUUCUCCUGAUAUUAACAUGGAUGGCCAAUAUGAGCCACGUAUGGACUGUUUGUGGACCAUUGCUGUUGAGGUCAAUAAAGCCAUUAAUCUCACUUUCAACAACUUUGAGCUAGAAGGCCCCUCUGGAACCCUCUGCAGAUAUGAUUAUGUCAAGAUCUAUGAUGGUGACAGUGAUCAAUAUCCCUUGGUUGGAUCAUUCUGUGGAAAUGUAUUGCCCGCACCUUUCAUCUCGGCCAGUAACUUCAUCACAGUGCACUUCGUCUCAGAUGGCUCUGUGUCACGUCGUGGCUUUAACGCCACCUACAGAGCAAUGGACAGUUUUUGUGGAGGAACAUUCAAUGCCACAUCAUCCCCUCAGACCAUCAAAUCUCCAUUUUUUCCCAAUCCGUACCCACCCUUUACCUCCUGCCGCUGGAUACUGGAUGCUCCACCUCAGGAGGCUGUGAAAGUGAUCGUGCAGCAGUUCCACCUUCAGUCCAGCCAGAGCUGCACCAGCAACUUCCUGGAGUUUAAAGACUUCCCUGUGGGAGAUUAUGGACAAGCUCAUAAGUUCUGUGCAGCAGACUCGCACAUACCAGAUUUCUACAGUUACGGCCGUACCAUGCACAUCGCAUUCAAAUCAGAUGAAUUCAUGACUGACAAUGGAUUCAGCCUGACCUAUGAGGUGGCAAGUUGCAGUAGGGUUUACGAGCAGGAAUAUGGUUAUCUUAAGAGCCCAGGCUGGCCAAACAUAUAUCAUCAUAAUCUUGAAUGCAACAUCAUACUGCAGGCCCCACAGAACAACUUAAUUUCUCUGUUCUUCACCAGUUUUGACGUGGAAAGUCAUCCUUCCUGCAACUUUGAUUACCUGGAGGUUCGAAAUGGCAGCACUGCCACAUCACCUCUGUUAGGGAAGCACUGUGGAAACGCACUUCCCGAUCCCGUGUUUCCGGGAACAAACCAGCUCUUCCUGCAUUUCAAGAGUGACUUUACUACUGCCCGCAAUGGAUUUGAAAUCACCUGGACUUCUUCUCCACAAGGUUGUGGCGGUGUGUUAUAUGGAGACCACGGCUCUUUUACCAGUCCAAACUUCCCUGGCACUUACGCCAAUGGCACUUCUUGUGAGUGGGGAAUAAGGGCCCCUGGUGGCAGAGUUGUGAUGGUCACAUUCAACCAGAUCAGCAUUGACGAUCCAGGAGAUUGUGAGAACAACUACUUGAAGCUGUACGAUGGACCAGAUGCAAACUCCCCUGUUGUUGGGCCUUACUGUGGACUGGAGACGAAUAUUGCCCCUUUCAGAGCUUCCUCAAAUGUUGUGUUUGUGCAGUUCUCUGCCCAGUCUGCCAUUCUUCCAUCUGGGUUCAGACUCACCUGGAGUAGCUGAGAAGAGACUGAAAAAUAAACACACACGAAUGCGCAUGCACACAGACACUUGAAACACUUAGUAAUCAUGACAUGCAGUGAUGUAUUCACUGGCCAAUCGGACAUAAUAUAAAAUAAUGAACCACCAUUUGUAGAUAAUUGUUUAAAGAAUUAGUUUAUAUAUGUAUAUUUGAUGACUUUUGGAAAAUAAAAGAUGUUAUUUCAUGUACUGUAUUUCAGGUGUGGUUGAAUCUGUAUUGUACAGGGAGGAUUUUCAAAUUCAAAGUU
Messenger RNA from Xyrauchen texanus (razorback sucker), 11168 nucleotides. RefSeq names its product cubilin (intrinsic factor-cobalamin receptor) (gene cubn). The record is from RefSeq and is a predicted model, not a curated record. Bases 7 to 10902 code for a protein of 3631 amino acids. The transcript is spliced from 66 exons. Gene Ontology annotation, molecular function: calcium ion binding. NCBI's taxonomy places the organism in Eukaryota, Metazoa, Chordata, Actinopteri, Cypriniformes, Catostomidae.